Molecule: messenger RNA, 2235 nt
Organism: Mesorhabditis spiculigera
Lineage: Eukaryota; Metazoa; Nematoda; Chromadorea; Rhabditida; Rhabditidae
Source: the annotation of a GenBank genome assembly
AUGCCAUCCACCUCGAAAUACGGCUUCGACCCAAGCCUGAAGAACAUCUGGGCGUCCCCGAAGCAGAAGCCGUCGCGCGCCACCUCCGUGGCGCAACGAUUCCAGCACACCGGGCCGCAGCAGCCGGAUCCGUACCAAGAUUACUUUCCCACCAACACCGCCGACCUGAUCCCGUUCUUCAACACGGGCGUCAAGUUUGCCCAUUCGCCCAGGACAAAGUCCCAAAAUGCCUCGACGUCUUCCGGGCCCCCAAUCCCCGAAGAGGUACUCGACGAUCUGUGCUUCCGAUUUUUGAACAACCUGCCGCCUGAUGAGCAAACAAACCAGGUGCGCAUCUGCUUCCAAAUCGAGCUGGCCUUCUGGAUGUACCUCGACAUUUACUGCAAAGAUCGGGCCGAUUGCCAUACGCUCGGGAUGAAGGAGUUCUCGAAGCAAAUGUUCGCGAACUGCGACUUCCUGAAGGCGUUCGCCCGGGAUGUCGACCGCGUCGUGGACGAGUGGCGGCAAUACAAGUCGGCCGUACCGACCUAUGGUGCCAUCCUGCUCGACUCGUCGCUCAACUACGUCCUCCUCGUCCAGGGCUACUACUCAAAGAACAGCUGGGGUUUCCCGAAGGGAAAGAUCAACGAGGGCGAGGAGCCACGCGCCUGCGCGAUGCGAGAAGUUCACGAGGAGACGGGCUACGAUUUUGGUAUCGAUAGGCCGAAUGGGACAGAGAAGAAGCUGCAGAAAUUCAUCGGAGACACCAUGGUCCGCCUCUAUAUCAUCCCCGACGUUCCCGCCGACUACCCCUUUGCGCCGAUGACGAAAAAGGAGAUUAGAAAAAUCCAAUGGUUCAAGAUCUGGGAUCUGCCCCAGGACAAGUGGGACAACAAGGCGACGGCCACCUCUUCGAACUCGAGCAGCCGCUUCUAUACGGUGUACCCGUUCGUGUCCGAGUUGCAGCAGUGGGUGAAGAAGGAGCAGGCGAGGCGGGCGAAGGCGGCGACGAAGGCUCCCAAGCAGCCGCAAGGAAAAUCCCCGGUCGUGCGCACGAAAGACCGCAGCGCCUUCACCCCGGUCGUCCCGAAAAGCGUGAACGAGAAGAUGAACUCGGCGAUGGAGCUCAUCCAUCAGGAUUUAUCUCCAACAACUUCCACGCCUCGGUCUGACGAUGAACGCCGAAAAAUCACGCCUUCAGAUUCGCUGUUUCGACCGGUGGGCAACGAGCCGAAGGGGCUGACGGGGAGCGCCUUCAUGCACAUCUUUUCCACAGCACCACCCCCGGCUGUGCAACAGCCCCAAAACCUGGCGCAACCGGUCCCGCUGACCCCGAAGCUGAACACGCCGGUGUACACGGCCCCCAAGGAGGAGAUCGUCCAGAAGAAGAAGACCAAGCGCGUCAAGUCUGACUCUCAAACUCCAGCUCCGGCUACGGCAGGGGAGAUGGAGCAGGAGUUGAUGCGACUGCUGGGCAAGGAUUUGGCUGGAGAAAUGAUCGGUUCCGCUGGACCGAGCAGCCCGGAAACGAUCGGCAAAGGAGACGAUGAAGAUUUUGACGAUGAAGAGGAUGAUGACGCGGACAGCGUGCAAAGUGUAGCCAGCUCGACCUCAGCCCUGAUGAUCCAGGACGUCCCGCUGACUUCCCAGAUCAUUGCUGCUGAAGCGGCUGAGAGGAGAAUGAGCGAGGCACAAAACGUCGCGGUCAUCGAGGAGAUGGUACUUUCCGGAUUGCACCAACCAACGCACCAAGAGCCAUCUUCAUUCACCGACGCGCACUCCGCCUAUAUGCAACGAAAAUCCCUCACCGCGCUCGACAAGGCGCCGGGGAGCGCGCCGCGUUCCCGGCGCGUCUCGCACGUCUCGCAGAUGUCCUCCUUCAACGAGUCGCCCCAAAAUCUGCCUGGAACACCUCCAGUAUUCGAUUGGUCGGCGGCGAUGCCUUCGACGAGUACAGCCCACGGCCCGGUCAGCGACGCGUCAACCCAUUCCUCGCAGCACUUCACCCCAAUCUCCGUCUAUGACCUCUUCCAGCAGCAUCCGCAGAGAAACCCGAUCCGCCCCGAGCCGGGUAGCUGGUACCCGUCUACCACGACGACCACCGGCUUUAAAUGGUCUCCACGCUCUCACCAUCUUGCUCAAGCCGAACUUCGAGCCGCACCAAUUCUGCCGGCUGUCGAGGUGCAGCUAUGCGAAGCGUGGAAGGAUUUCAAGCUCGACUCGAACGCCAUCCUCUCCGGAUUGCCUGGAGCGUCU